AAGCGUCACAAGCAGGUGCUGGAGGAAAGGGAUUUGUCGUAGGAGUCUUACGUCUUGGUUCCUGUCUUUGCCACCUCUGAUGGCUUGCCCAAAGGCUACGGGAAACACUCCAAAUUUCCAAACAGUUCCGACAGAACCUGCACUCGGCUUAACUUUUGGCGAAUUUCUCAACCUCCUUUCCACAGUGUCGUAUGUAGUAAAAUGAGAGUGGUCGUCUGGAGGUAUCAUCUAAAUGAUCUCAUGCCAGCCACGUUUCUAGGCUAAUGCACCAAAGCAGUUUGCAGUGUGAGGCCAUCUCCCACCUCGACACUUUUCUAUUUCACUUUCGGAAGCACACCAUCUUCUCAUUUCCCCAGCUUUGGGAGUUCAAGAUUCUGCCAUAGUGUAUUUGCUGAGGACACAACAGCUAGACAGACCUAGCUGAUCCUGCCUAAGUCUUGAAGACUUUAUUGGAUUUGCAUCCUACUCCAUUAACUCCCACCUCCCUUGGGCUCUUUCAUGACACAAAUGGGAGAAAAAUGUGGAUGGAGAUAAAGGACAAAUCCUGAUGAUUCUCUCUGGGACCACCAGUAAAUGAACACAUCACUCGAAAACCAUAGCAGUUUCAAGUCAUGGAUACUAAUGAUGACCCCGAUGAAGACCAUCUUACAAGUUAUGAUAUUCAGCUCAGUAUUCAAGAAUCCAUUGAAGCCAGCAAGUCUGCAUUUUCUUCUGAAAGGUUUGUACCACUGAGUGAUCAAAACAGAAAACUUGUGGAAGCCAUAAAACAAGGUCACAUUCUUGAGCUCCAGGAAUAUGUGAAGUAUAAACAUGCAUUGGAUGAAGCUGAUGAAAAAGGAUGGUUUCCAUUGCAUGAAGCUGUGGUUCAACCCAUUCAACAAAUACUUGAAGUUGUUCUGGAUGCAUCCUACCAGACACUCUGGGAGUUCAAGACCUCUGAAGGAGAAACACCCUUGACUUUGGCAGUCAAAGCUGGUCUGGUGGAAAAUGUAAGAACUUUACUAGAAAAGGGAGUGUGGCCAAACACCAAAAACGACAAAGGAGAGACGCCACUUCUGAUUGCUGUAAAAAAGGGCUCCUACGACAUGGUGUUCACUCUGCUUAAACACAAAGCCAGCCUUGACCAGCCCUGCAUCAAGCGAUGGUCAGCAAUGCAUGAAGCGGCCAAACAAGGCCGCAAAGAUAUCAUAGCACUGCUACUAAACCACGGAGGCAAUGUCCACUUGAGAGACGGAUUUGGAGUCACGCCGUUAGGUGUUGCUGCUGAGUAUGGUCACUGUGAUGUGUUGGAACACCUAAUCCACAGAGGUGGUGAUGUGUUUGCUUUGGCGGAUGAUGGGGCGUCAGUAUUGUUUGAGGCAGCAGGAGGGGGCAAUCCUGACUGCAUUUCCCUCCUGCUGGAAUAUGGAGGAAGUGGAAAUGUACCCAACAGAGCAGGGCAUCUUCCAAUACACCGAGCUGCCUACGAGGGACAUUAUCUUGCGCUGAAGUAUCUUAUCCCAAUAACAUCCAAAAAUGCAAUCCAGAAAAGUGGGCUAACACCAAUUCACUCAGCAGCAGAUGGACAAAAUGUACAGUGCCUAGAGCUGCUUAUUGAAAAUGGCUUUGAUGUCAAUACCCUGCUUGCUGACCACAUUUCCGAGAGCUAUGAUGAUGAGCGGAAGACUGCGCUCUAUUUUGCCGUUUCUAACAAUGAUAUCCAGUGCACAGAAGUCCUUCUGGCUGCAGGUGCAGACCCAAACCUAGAUCCCCUCAACUGUCUACUCGUGGCAGUGAGGGCCAAUAACCAUGAAAUUGUCCGGCUGCUUCUCUCCCACGGAGCUAACGUCAAUUGUUAUUUUAUGCGUGUGAAUGACACACGUUUCCCCAGUGCCAUUCAAUAUGCCCUAAAUGACGAGGUAAUGCUGAGGCUGUUGCUGAAUAAUGGCUAUCAAGUGGAGAUGUGCUUUGACUGCAUGCAUGGGAACAUCUUUGGAAAUUCAUUUGUGUGGUCAGAGAUAGAAGAAGAGGUACUACCGGGGUGGACAUCUUGUGUAAUAAAAGAUAACCCGUUCUGUGAGUUUAUUACAGUUCCUUGGAUGAAACACUUGGUAGGCAGCGUUAUUCGUGUAUUAAUUGAUUACAUGGAUUAUAUCCCUCUGUGUGCUAAACUGAAGUCUGCACUACAAGUACAGAGAGAAUGGCCAGAAAUCCGUCAAAUACUAGAGAAUCCUUGCUCGUUAAAGCAUUUGUGUCGGUUAAAAAUUCGAAGACUUAUGGGUCUCCAACGACUCUGCCAGCCAGCCUCAAUGGAGAAGCUCCCUCUACCACCAACCAUUCGAAGAUAUAUAUUAUUUAAAGAGUAUGAUCUCUAUGGACAAGAGCUAAAAUUGCCAUAA
This is a messenger RNA of Prionailurus viverrinus (fishing cat), 2378 nucleotides long. It is a transcript of the gene ASB15, whose product is annotated as ankyrin repeat and SOCS box containing 15. The transcript is spliced from 13 exons. Gene Ontology annotation, biological process: intracellular signal transduction. Gene Ontology annotation, cellular component: cytoplasm. Gene Ontology annotation, molecular function: protein binding. NCBI's taxonomy places the organism in Eukaryota, Metazoa, Chordata, Mammalia, Carnivora, Felidae. Bases 612 to 2378 code for a protein of 588 amino acids. The record is from RefSeq and is a predicted model, not a curated record.